Astrephomene gubernaculifera is the source of this 856-nucleotide messenger RNA. Lineage: Eukaryota; Viridiplantae; Chlorophyta; Chlorophyceae; Chlamydomonadales; Astrephomenaceae. The record is from the annotation of a GenBank genome assembly.
ACACGCCCAUUUCAUAGUCACCUAUUUAAAUCGUGAUGAAUUUUUAGUAUUAGCUUUACCAUUUAGGAAUUGCGACUCUAUCAUGUUAUCUCUCGCGUGACCGUAUGUGGACCAACUUCCGUCUUGACGUCCCCCACAUCAAAAUGCUGCAUCCCAGCCAAGAAAAGCCCAACCAUGGGUAUAAUUCACCUCGCUGCGCGAAUGCUACCGUUAGGGCCGGCUCUCUGUCUCAUCGACCCAUCCCCUACAACGCAAUGCCAGCCCCGGCUUCGGCCUGCUGCCGGCCACUUCCCAGUUGUCAACGGCACCUAGCCGCAGGCCGCCCUCACCCACCCUGGACGAGGAAUCCCCGCUCCGUGACGGGAUUGCCGGCAGCCUCGGCCCACUCGGCCCUGCAGCCCGAGCAGUCGCAAGCAGGCCUGGUGCUAGGGCUUGGAGAUCCCGGCAGCUGGGAUGAGGCAGCUGUUGGGUCUCCCGUGGUCCGGUGCUACAUGGGGCCCAGCGGGCAGCCGCGCUGGUUCAUGUGGUACGGCGGACGCCGGGCGGACUCCCCGGCUGCGGCAGCGGCGGGGGGAGUGGAUGUGCUGGCGCCCGCAGCGGGAUGCGUGGGUGGGCGUGGCGGUAUCGCGGGACGGGCUGCACUGGUUCCGCGGCUCCGACGCGGUGGAGGGCUCCCGGGGCGCAGCGGCCGCCGCGGACGUGGGCUCCGUGCUUGCCCCCAACGCCGACUGGUGGACCUUCGACACCUGCCACCUGACACCCACGGACGUGCAGGUCUUCUCCAACAGCUCCGCCGGCAGCGGCGGUGUGGGCGUGUACUGGAUGUUCUACAGCGGGGGGGACUACGAGCCGGUGC